UCUCUCAUUGACUUCUCAACCCCGGCGUGUUCCCGGAAGUAUCGCGAUGGUGCGCCUCUGGGUUUAGAAACUCUGUGCUAAAAGCAUCUAUCACUACCGAACCAGGGAAGAAAAAGAAGAGAGGAGAGAAAGGGAAGCGAACGCGCAAAUACAUGCAUACAAUGAUAGCAGAAAUUGGUGCCGCCGACAAUCCCAAGGCCAGCUAUCCCUAUCCCCAAGCAGCUGUGAUCUCCCCGGACUCACCGGUUUCAUCCGCCCCGGACUACGGCGUCGGACAGCUGUUCAUACGUAGCGCCUCGUACAGGAGGGACACACAUACGUCCGCGGGGAGUAUCAACCCAGACGACAGCUCCGUCAAGCCGCUGGUAUCCUCCGCUAUUACAAACGGCUAUAUCAUGACCUCUGAGGAAUUCAUGCAGACCGCUCCCCUGUUCGGCCAGAGGUCCAAGAGAAACGUUCUCUACAAGAUUCUGUGUUUCCUCAUUCUGAUAUUCCAAGGAGGCAUUCUAGAUUUCUACCUCAUUAUCUUCACGGAUCUGUACUGGUGCUCGUGGAUCGCCACGGAUCUGGUGGUGAUUUCUGGCUGGGGGAUCUUCUUCAUGAAGAACGCCAGGAGCAAGAGAGAGCGGGCGUGUGGGUUCCACCAAAAGAACUCUAUAUUCGGCUGUAACCUCGGCGAGUUUACCUACGCCUACCUGGCCUGGUUAAUCUACGUGAUCGCCUGCACCCCUAAAAUAGUCCUCAUUCUAGAGACUUCGAUAUUAGAUCUCAUCGCCCUCAAAGUUCCGUUCGGUGUAACUGGAUUUAAGAUUAUCAUGUCGCUCUCGGUCCCGUUACUCUACUGUCUCAUCAAUUCUAUCACCGAUGACCAGAACGGAGCUACGCGCCACCGGUCCCAAAGCUGCUUCAUGACCACCUGUCUGGACCUGGUAGACUGCUUUACCCUGGUGGAGUUGUAUCUGAGGAACGAGAUACCGACGGUCUAUUUAAAAUACACGGUCAUCUCGGUGUAUUUUAUCGCCCUGGGCGUCCCGGUGGUGUGGUUGUACGAGUUGACCGCCUCCGAGAUGCGCUGUCGCUGGGUCUGGGCUAGGUUCCUGACCGGUGUAUUGAUCAACGCUCCACUUCUGGUGGUGCGGUGCUUCCAGGUGUAUGUUCACAAGAUGCCCGUCUCAGUGUUCAUGUUCAAGAAUAUGUUCUUCUUGGCCUGUAAGUGUCUGGAGCUGAUAGAACAGUGUUUCACAGUGCGGGGAGUCAGGAGGUUCGGUGACGGACGCAACGCGGCGCAGUUCUCUCACUGUGUCUCAGAGAACGAUAUGUGUCCCCAUGGAUACGUUAACACCCUGGCCGUUACCACGCAGUCAUGAGGCCCGGCUUGGAUCUCACCCUGGCCGUCACUACCUCGACCUAAAACGGCCUGGAUUUUAUUUGAUCCCCCCUGGAGGGUGGAAGGCACAUGAGUGAUUGAUGCUGAAGGAAGAAUUUUGAGAACCAGGACAGGGAUACGCCCUAAAACGGCACCCUAUACCCUAUAUAGUGCACUACUUUUGACCAGGGUUCAUAGGGUUCUGAUCAAAAGGAGUGCACUAUAUAGGGAAUAGGGUGCCAAUGAGGAUGCACAGGUGUCAAUCAACGACAGCCUUAUUUUGACGAUUUUGUCAUUUAUUCAGAUGUCAGAAGAACAUUUGAUAACAACAGGUGCUACAGAAUCAUUAUGCAUCAACUACACCUGCUUAAGACCUGGCAGACCUGGCCAACCUGGCAGACAUGGCCGACCUGGCAGACCUGGCCAACCUGGCCAGACGGAUUCCUCUCAUGCCUUGUCGGGGGUAUCGUUGUGAAGUAGUGGUGGGGGUGGUGGUUGAUUAGUGGGGUUUGUGAAUUGAAAUCAUUGACUUGCACUUUGUAUUGUUGGGGGGGGGGAACUUUAGAAGAGUGAGAAUUGUUUUGUUGAUUUGAUUUGAAUGCGUUUCACAAAAGUGCAAGAAAGAUUGUCGUUUUGAAAUGGAAUCUUGGACAUGGUGUCGAUGUAAAGUCCUGUUUUACAUCGGUCAAGUCUUGUCUCCCAAUCUGUGAAACUUCCCAGUAGCAUUUCCUAAUCAAUGAAUAGAUGGAAACCGUGUGGUCAUUUAGAUACCUAAUUAGUGUGUAAUUGCGGUAUACGUAAUGAUUCCAAUGUUUAAUCAUGUCCUCUCAUUUUCUAAACUAUUUCGGGGGGGAAUAUUUCAUGUUAUCAAUAUAAAUCAAUUGAUAUUUCUUAAGAAUUUGAAAUCACUAUGUGUAUUUUACUGUAUGCUUUAAAGUACCACCACAAUAUGUCAUGAUGAUGAGACACAGAGCAGGCAGCCAUAGAGCAGGCAGCUAUAAAGCAGGCAGCCAUAGAGCAGGCAGAUAUAGAGCAGGCAGAUAUAGAGCAGGCAGCCAUAGAGCAGGCAGAUAUAGAGCAGGCAGCUAUAGAGCAGGCAGGCAUCUAUAGAGCAGGCAGAUAUAGAGCAGGCAGCCAUAGAGCAGACAGCCAUAGAGCAGGCAGAUAUAGAGCAGACAGCUAUAAAGCAGGCAGCUAUAGAGCAGGCAGCCAUAGAGCAGACAGCCAUAGAGCAGGCAGAUAUAGAGCAGGCAGCUAUAAAGCAGGCAGCUAUAGAGCAGGCAGCCAUAGAGCAGACAGCCAUAGAGCAGGCAGCUAUAGAGCAGGCAGCUAUAGAGCAGGCAGAUAUAGAGCAGGCAGCCAUAGAGCAGGCAGCCAUAGAGCAGGCAGCUAUAGAGCAGGCAGCUAUAGAGCAGGCAGCUAUAGAGCAGGUAGCUUUAGAGUAGGCAGACAUAGAGCAGGCAGCUAUAGAGCAGGCAGCUAUAGAGCAGGCAGCCAUAGAGCAGGCAGCUAUAGAGCAGACAGCUAUAGAGCAGGCAGAUAUAGAGCAGGCAGCCAUAGAGCAGGCAGCCAUAGAACAGGCAGCUAUAGAGCAGGCAGCUAUAAAGCAGGCAGCUAUAGAGCAGGUAGCUUUAGAGUAGGCAGAUAUAGAGCAGGCAGCUAUAGAGCAGGCAGCUAAAGAACAGGCAGCUAUAGAGCAGGCAGCUAUAGAGCAGGCAGCUAUAGAGCAGGCAGCUAAAGAACAGGCAGCUAUAGAGCAGGCAGCUAAAGAACAGGCAGCUAUAGAGCAGGCAGCUAAAGAGCAGGCAGCUAUAGAGCAGGCAGCUAAAGAACAGGCAGCUAUAGAGCAGGCAGCUAUAGAGCAGGCAGCUAAAGAACAGGCAGCUAUAGUGCAGGCAGCUAUAGAGAAACCUCUUCAUUAUACUAUUACUCUGUCUCUUUCUCGCUCUCUCGCUCUCUGUCUUUCACUGUAUCUCUUUCUGUCUCUCUCUCCUCAAGACAAGGCCUACCUCUUUGCAUCCAGGCAAUAUCAUCUGGACUGUCCAUCUGUCAACAUGUGUACUGACAGUCUUGACUGAUGGAAUGUCUACAGUGUCAGCCUUGCCAAUUUGUCACCAAGAAAUGAACGGAGCUUAAAAAAAAAGAGAAUAGUGGGUGUGAUAUAAAUGUGAUAACAUAAUGAGACAAUCUGCUCCAAGGUGCUAUGAAGGAAUGUGGAGCUGUGGAAUCAGAUGGGUGUGGCGUUGAUAUGUGAGGUGUUUGACAUCCUAUUGCUGGAACUCUGGAUGAAAAAGAAUAGAAACCACUGCUAUUAUUACCUAACAGAAGGCCCUUAUGUGGAUGAGAGAAAGAGGUCACGGUGAAAACCAAUAGAACAGGGUUGAGAGAAUGCAGGGUUACAGACAGAUUGGAGGAUAAACACGGUCAUACAUGUUGUCAUCCCAAAAUGUAGGUAACUUUUUCUCCUAUUUAUCUUCUCAUACAGUAAAAAAACACACCAAAAUGAUGUUUGAUAAAAAUGCCAAAUACAUAUUGGUAAUGACUGCAGUCUACAGAGCAGACACUAUUGUACAGUAUUUAACAUCAGACGACAUCUUGUAUUUACUGUGUUACAAAAAGUAGUCCAUUUAGUUUCCAGCGCCUCGGCCUCUGCUCCUUUAAAUAGAUCUGGGAUGUGAUAGAAUUCAUUCAACCUAAUGGUGAUCUGUGACAUUUCCUGUUCCUGUUUGUCCUUCACUUUUCUUUCUGAUAGGAAAAGAGUGAGCUGAAUAUAGCCCGAGUGCCAGUCUGUAUGUGCCAUCAUGCCAGCUCCUUGUUACUCAGCCUCAAUGCAUGCCAAGCUGUAUGUCUUGUAUGGAGUUGGCUAGAACACUGAUCUGAGACCAGGCUCAAUGCAUGCCAAGCUGUAUGUCUUGUAUGGAGUUGGCUAGAACACUGAUCUGAGACCAGGCUCAAUGCAUGCCAAGCUGUAUGUCUUGUAUGGAGUUGGCUAGAACACUGAUCUGAGGCCAGGCUAUGAUGAAUAUGCAGGUAGGUGAUGAAUAGGAAUGAAACAAUACUAAGAACUAAAUGUGCCUUUUGAGUGCAGUUUGAAGUGAACAGUGGAGGAUUGUUGAUGGGUUUCUUCAUGAAGUCUUGUGAACACGAGUUGUGGAAUAAAACUAUAUUUUAUAGCCUGGCCCCCGGAUCUGUUUAGAGAUGAUACAAGAUAGCCUGGCCCCCGGAUCUGUUUGUGCUCUCACCAUUGCUCAUUGUCAUGAGUUGUCAUAACAGCACAAUCAGACAGGUACCCAGGCUAGAUAAGACAGGUUGUAACAAAGUAUGUACUGACAAAACAAUGUGUUUUAUGUCCAGUAAUAGUAUAACUAGAUAACCUUCUACCUAUGUUGUUGUCCAGUAAUAGUAGAACUAGAUAACCUUCUACCUAUGUUGUUGUCCAGUAAUAGUAGAACUAGAUAACCUCCUACCUACGUUGUUGUCCAGUAAUCGGCCAAUAGAAGCCCUGGACCACCAAGGGCUUUCAUUCUUGGAUCUAGAAAACUGGUUUAAAGAAACAGAGACUAACUCUGACUGACUACAUUUGAUUUGUUGUUUAAAUGGAAUUUAUAUUUAACAGAUAGUACGCUUCUGUUCCCAGCAUGAACGUUUUCUAUGUUUUGUUGAACCCGUUAAAUGGGAUUUAUAUUUGGGGCUUGUGUCCACAGGGCUCUGGUCGAAAGUAGUGCACUAUGUAGGGAAUAGGGCUCUGGUCGAAAGUAGUGCACUAUGUAGGGAAUAGGGCUCUGGUCGAAAGUAGUGCACUAUGUAGGGAAUAGGGUGCCAUAUGGGACAAAAAUCUUGAUUCCCAAAUAGUGUACAGGAAAACAGAAACUGGUUAUUGUUUACAGAAAGCAAAUUCUACGUGUAGAAUGUUGUGUAUAUCUGAAAUAUGGACAUGAUCACUUUUAUUGUCCUGUACAAACUGAUAUAAGGAAGUGAUGUCAUAACUAAAUAUAUGGAUUAUGCUGUACAAA
Molecule: messenger RNA, 5379 nt
Organism: Salvelinus fontinalis (brook trout)
Lineage: Eukaryota; Metazoa; Chordata; Actinopteri; Salmoniformes; Salmonidae
Gene: tmem121b
Product: transmembrane protein 121B
Exons: 1
Coding region: 153-1367 (404 amino acids)
Source: RefSeq, a predicted model, not a curated record